CUUUUAAAUUAUUGGAAGAAAUAACAUUGCGUAAUAUGCUAAAUAUAGGAUUGGUAGUAAAUUUGCCAUGGCGAACAUGUGGUCUGUAGUCAGUUGGAGCAGUCGUGGAACCUUGAGUCAGAAUCUUCCUCUUGUCAAGAUGGACGAUGUUGACAAAAUCCUCAUAGCAAACCUGCAUGCUCUUGGUUCUAAUGGCCCUUUCCAAAGCUGGACCAGCUACCUAGAUGAGUUGGAAGACGACAAAAUUUCUCAUCGCGAAACUGGAUGUCAAGAACUACCAUCCACACGAAAUCUCUCUCAGAGUUCAAGAUGGCAAGRUGAAAGUCCACGGAAAACACCAUUCUGAGGGAGAAUAUGGCUACGAUUCGAGGGAAUUCCGCAAAUUUGAUUUACCAGAAGCUGUUGAUCCCUCAACAGUAUCAUCACGAGUAUCUCCUGAUGGAGUUCUCUACAUUGAAGGGUACAAAACUACACCCAAGGAAGAAUCCGUGAUGGAAGAACUGGAUGACAAGAAGUUUAGUGUAAAGCUGGACGUUAGUAAAUUUGCCCCGGAGGAAAUCUCUGUCAAGGUCCUGAACAACGAGCUGAUGGUCAGUGCGAGUCAUGAGUCUGAAUCUCAGGGCCGUUAUUCAUCAAGGAGCUUUAAGCGCCAUUUUGUUCUUCCCAAAGAUGUUGAUAUGGAUUCUGUGAAAACAAAGUUGGACAAAGAUGGACGACUUUGCAUUGAAGCUCCAAGAAAACUAGCACUUCCCGCACCUACUGAAAGACAGCUCCCAAUAACCAUGGACGUACUGAUCAAUGAAAAGAGCUUUUAUCAUCUGUUCGUUUGUUUUUGCAAUUAUGAUCCAUUUCUGAUCCAUUUCAGGAAGCGUUAAUCUUGUAAGCUUACUUUACAUGUAAUCUUUGUUCAGUCUAAGGCUUUGUU
Actinia tenebrosa (Australian red waratah sea anemone) is the source of this 925-nucleotide messenger RNA. RefSeq lists its product as uncharacterized. NCBI's taxonomy places the organism in Eukaryota, Metazoa, Cnidaria, Anthozoa, Actiniaria, Actiniidae. Gene Ontology annotation, cellular component: cytoplasm; nucleus. Gene Ontology annotation, biological process: protein refolding; response to heat. The record is from RefSeq and is a predicted model, not a curated record.